This is a messenger RNA of Hypoxylon trugodes, 1784 nucleotides long. RefSeq names its product SUR7/PalI family-domain-containing protein. Gene Ontology annotation, cellular component: plasma membrane; cell cortex of cell tip. The record is from RefSeq and is a predicted model, not a curated record. The transcript has a single exon. The coding region runs from base 578 to 1660 and encodes 360 amino acids. Gene Ontology annotation, biological process: fungal-type cell wall organization. Lineage: Eukaryota; Fungi; Ascomycota; Sordariomycetes; Xylariales; Hypoxylaceae.
UUUCUUUUUUUCUAGGUGGGGUUAUACCCUUGACCUAAUUGGCGUCUUAAACGGGGGGCUGAGCAUUGAACUAAACAAGCAGACAAGCCAUUGACCAGGUGAGCUGACGUCUUCCCUCAAGGGAAAGGGUGUAGGGGUUAGGAAGGGACACCCGCCCGGAAAGUCUUUAAUGCCUGUGAGUUGGCAGGGCUGGUACCUAACUUGUACCCAUACUAUCCGUACUGCCGUACUGCCAUUAGGAUCCAAGCAGUUUUGGAAACUGCGCCACGCAACGCUUGCAGUGAAUUUGACCAGUCAGUCCUACCCAGAUCGACCCUCCAACUGCGUAAUAAAUACAACCGUCUUGCGCUUACUUGAUUCCCUGAAGUUCGUUCGUACUACAUCUUUAUUUAUUUUGCCUACGCCGUUGUCGGGUUGGGGAUUUUCAUCUUCCUUACUCGUUCAUCCUAAUCGUUUAUUGACGAUAAAACAAACCUACUCUCGUUUCGAUCAACAGUUUUGCAUUCGUUACGAGAAUAUUCAUAUACAAACACCAUAUUAUUAUCUACGUCGCGCUUUCGGGCACUGGUAAAAAACCAUGGGUGUCGGUAGAUACUUUUGCGUGGCUCUGCCAUUCAUAUUAACAGUCGGCAGCAUCAUAUGUAUGCUGAUUGCCGGUCUUACCGGAGUUGCCAACAACAACCUUUACCUAUUCCAAGUCGAUACUAGAAACGUUAGCGUCGACGCCGCUACCCUUCAGAGCUUAAUCGGCAACCUUACCAACGCCGAAAGUAUCACCGACGGCAUCCAAAAUGCCGUCAACAACGGCGAAGACAACGUGAACGACGCAGUUAACAACGCCAAGAAUGACAUCAGCUCUCGUUCGCCGCAAGAUGUCUCUAGCAUUAUUAACGGAAUUACCGGCUCCGGCUCUGGCGACAACAUCACCGCCGCCGAACUUGGAAUCGACAAGCUUUACGACGUUACCCUAUGGAACUACUGCAGCAUCCCCGCCAACGGUACCAACAAGAACUGCACCAAGGCGCGAUUCAACUGGGCUGAGCAGGAUUUCAACACGGACUACAUUGACAACUUCGGCAAGGAGCUCGGUGCAAACAUCACCAUCCCUCAGGAUAUUAAGGAUGCCCUAAACACUUUCAAGCCUCUUAUGAAGUGGACUGAAGUUGUCUACAUCAUUGCUAUGGUCGGUCUCGGUCUUGAGCUUAUCGUCGGUCUCUUCACCGCCUGCUCUCGUCUAGUUUCAUGCCUUACCUGGGUUAUUUCCGGCAUUGCUACCCUCGCCGUCAUCGCCGCGGCGGCUAUGAUGACUGCCAUGUCUCUCGUAGUAGUCGGUGCGGUCAAGGCCGCCACUUCGAAGUACGGCGGAGACGCUAGCUGGAACGGUAACUUCUUGGCUUGCAUCUGGAUUGGUGUCGCCUUCGCCCUUGGUGCCAGUUUGUUCUGGCUUUUCUCUGUCUGCUGCUGCAAGCCUGAGCACCGCCCGUACAACCGACGAUCGCGUGGUCGUGGUGACGAAUCCGAGAAGUUCCUACCCACUGGUUCGUACGCCCCGCUCGGUGACCCGCAGCACAACUCGGGUUACAACAACAACUACGGUGUCCCGCAGCGUGGUGGUGCCCGAUCGGACAUGGCCUACGAGCCUUAUUCCCACGCUCGUUAAACAACGAACGUGUUAUCCAUUUACGAAAAUACAAACACGUGGUUAGUGCACGCAAGGAGGCUGGUUGGUUGCAGGACUGUGCAUUUUGCAUUAAACCGGCGUUUUAGGCUUGGGUAUGACAAGA